Messenger RNA from Spirodela intermedia, 3170 nucleotides. Lineage: Eukaryota; Viridiplantae; Streptophyta; Magnoliopsida; Alismatales; Araceae. The record is from the annotation of a GenBank genome assembly.
AUGGCUGAUGCCGGCAGUUGCCGGACCUCAUCGGACGCUUCCGGAGCCCUAGCUCGGGAAAGCGGUCGAUGGUGGAUGGGGAGGGUGGAGAUCGACACGUCCGCACCGUUUGAGUCCGUGAAGGAGGCCGUCACACGUUUCGGCGGCAGUGCUCCGUGGAGACCGCCGCUCCAGCUCCGGCAGCAGCUUCCGUCCGUCGUCGGGGUAUGUUGUCGUACCUCUGACUCUCACUCUACCUUCCAUUUGUAAGGAAAUGUGGUCACUAGAGGCCUGUUUUCUGUCUAUACCUCUCCUUCUCCGUAAGUACAUUCGUGUUUUGUCUCUUUCUUCGCUCACUUCCGAGUGAUUAGCUUUCCUGGCGAAGGAGACAGGAUUUUUGCUAUUUCCCGGUAUGCUUGCGGUUUCUGAGGUCUUGUCUAUAUUUCAGGGAUUGUUAGUAUGUGAUGCUUGUUUGACAGAGCAUAUUGCGAGUAUAUAGCUUUUUACAAGAUCUCCGGACCCGGUCGGACACCAGCUUGAAUCUCGGUCUUGAGGAGUGAUUACUUAAAAAUAACCUUGUAAAAACUACCUAGUUACUAGCUAGAGAAAGUUAUGAUUACUCGCUGAAAAAUAUGUAGUUACACACCGGUCAGGACUGAAGUAUCCCCUCUCUCAUUUAUUGUGGUACUUCAUUUCGAUCUCCUCAUGUUUGCGGCCAUCCAAGUUUCUCUGAAACAUUGUGAUAGCAUUAUGACUGUAAGCUCACAUUUUCUUUUGAAAAAUUACUCCCAAGUAUCGGUAUUCUAGUGCUUCCGAUUUCGCACUGUUAAUGUUAUGGGCAGUGUGUUCUAACUAGUGGUAAGUGUAAUGUCCCAAAUGGUCUGUACACAGGUCUCGAAGGAAUAUUGAGAAAACCUUCUGCAUUGUGGCCUUUAUAUUGGUUUUGUCUGAGAACUUCAGCGAGGAUUUGUUAUUCGGGUUAAGUGUUAGCAUGUGAAUAAGAGGUUAAUCAUUGUAACGGGUCAUCCGCAUUAGAUUUACCUGAUUUUUUUGGAGUUGCCAAUUUCUGGCCAAAUAAUCUUGAAUAGUCCAAUCCCGGGCUUAAUAAGUCUGACUUCAGCUGAAAAAAGUUAAUAGAAAACAAUAUUUGAAAAUAUUUCCCGUUAGAUAUGGGUUUAAUUGAUUCAAAAAGUCAUAUUUGACCUUCACUAAUUGUCGUCAUCUCCCAAAGAGACUGAUGCAACUUGCAUGAGAGGAAAUUCACCAUGCAAAUGGGCUGAACAUGUCUUAAGCUUUUUUCUUGGCUUUUGGAGAAUAUGGCUCUGUGCUGGACUGAGGGGUGUAAUAGCAACAAUAGAGUGAACUAUGACUUUUUUUUCUUUGUUUCCUCUUCAGAGAAGAAAAUAUUGUGAUUGCAUUCUGAUUUUUUUUUAUCUGUUUGCAGUAUUCUCUAUGAUUUAAUGUCUGCUCCUGAAUUCCCUUUAUUUUGUGAUUGCAUUCUGAUUUUUUUUUAUCUGUUUGCAGUAUUCUCUAUGAUUUAAUGUCUGCUCCUGAAUUCCCUUUAUUUUGUGAUUAGUAUCCUUAGCCUCAUGAUUCACUAGAUCAUAUAUCUAAUUAUAACCUAAAGAAUAUCUCUACCUCAGGGCCAUCAUUCCAUAGCAGACGCUGACUUUCUGGUGAUCAAGGAGCAAACUGCGAAUCUAGAAAAGGACCUCAUCGUCAAAGAAAGGGAAACUUUGGACGUGCUGAAAGAGCUAGAGGCGACCAAAAUGAUAGUGGAUGGACUGAAAACAAAGAUAAAAGAAGAAGCAUCUGAAAUCAGUAAGAUCUCUGAGAAGAAUCCGGAUUCCACGAGGAUACACCCUAUUGUGGAAACAGAGCUGAAGGCUGCGUCAAGAACUGAGAACUGUUUGAAUCAGAUAAAAGAAUCCAGACGCUCAAAGCCGUCACCUGGUUUGAUCCUCAUGGAACUGAAGCAGGCGAAGGUCAACCUGACACGGGCCACAAGUGAUCUGGUCGACAUCAGAGCCUCUGUUGAAUCACUCUACAGCCAAAUAGAGAAUGAGAGAACUAUGCUUGAUGAAACCCGUGAAAGGAUUUCUUCAAACUCGUCUAAGAUUUCAGACCUUGAGAAGGAGUUACAUCAGACAAGACUGAUGAUCCAAUUUACGAAAAAUGAUGGAAAUGGCGGCUGCAUGUAUCCCCCAGAUAUCUCACAGGAGCUCCAUAAACUGAACUCCGAAGUGGAGCAGUACAGAAGAAUGGCGGAAGCUGGGGAAUCCGAGGUUCUGAAGAUGAGAGCUGAGAUUGAGCGCACGAAGGCAAGCAUAAAAACCGCUGAGAUCAGGUUCCUAGCCGCCAAGAAAAUGGAAGAAGCCGCCAAAGCUGCUGAAGCAAGUACACUAGCAGAGAUCAAGGCGUUGACCGACAGUGAUAACCCACCCGAAGUCCUAGAGAAGAAAUCCAGCAUGAUAACUUUGACCACAGAGGAGUAUGAAAGCCUGGGUAAGAAGGCUCAGCAAGCUGAUGAGCUCUCAACAGAGCGCAUCAAAUCGGCCAUGGCUGAGGUGGAAGAGGCGAACAGAUCCAAGCAGGAGCUUCUGCAGAAGGUGGAGGAAGCCACAUUAGAACUCAAGACUAGCAGGAAAGCUCUCAUGGAGGCCCUCAGCAGGGUCGAAUCCGCAAACCAAGGGAAGCUCGCCGUCGAGGAGGCCCUCCGGCGGUGGCGGUCGGAGCACCACAGUCAGCGCCGGCGCCCGUCCCACAGCACGACCCGGUUCAAGAAUCCUGGCCCAGUCCACCACCACCACCACCAGAGGAGGGACUCAAAGAUGCUCGACGUCAAUGGCUGCAGCCUUGUUGCCGAUGGGUCGAAGCCCGUGCUGAGGCCAACACUCUCCAUCGGGCAAAUUCUCAGCCGGAAGCUCUACGGCUCCGGCGACCUUGAGGCGGCAACACAGGUGGCCCUGCAAGCUCAGCCGAAGGUCUCGCUGGGCCAGAUGCUGAGCCGCCGCCAGGGAUCACCAUCUCCGCCGCUGUCGGAAGACAAAGCCACUGCCCGCAGGCGGAUGAUCCCCUCAAAGAGGAAGAAGUUCGGCUUCGCCGGCCUCUCCCACCUGUUGGCGAACCAGAACAAGAAAAAGAUGAAGGCGAAGAAGAAGAGGAAGAAGAAGCUGCAGCAACCGUCUUGA